AUGAAUGUUGCUGGUCUUACAUCACCGACAUUCUUUAUAAAGGAUGUCAGACUACUGUUUGAUCUUGAAAAUAACAUUGAGGGCUUGUCAAUCUCAAACAACCUUGCAUAUAUAGUACUCGGCAACAGAAUUCACAGAUUCUCCUUGGAAAACCCUUCGAAUGUCGACACCGUUCAUCUUCCGAGACAAUAUUCGAGUCACAGGAUUACACAAUAUUGGGCACAUAUUAAUUCUUCACAUUUGAUAGUCCAACUUGAUUCUUUUAUUGUGCUAUACCUUCACUCCGCCUACACAAAGUUCAAGGUACUUUACAAACUCAAUGGCCUAGGAAUUCACAGACUCAAUUACUCCAAUGGAAGUGAAGACACAGAAAGUACAGAAUUUAUUGUCACAACCACUGACAACCGAGUAUAUGUCUGCUUUAUAAAAUCUCAUCAAGGCUCGAAAGCCGAAGGUAAACGCGACGAUAAACACGUCAAACAGGUAUUCAAAGCUGAUGAUAGAGUGUUGGGUGUGUGCAUCAGUAAUGUCGAGAACAGAAUCUAUCUUUUCGCCGGAUGCAAGAUCUUCUACUGGGAAAAGCAUACGAUGCACACGCAAUCUUUAUAUAUGGCAUUUCAGGCUGCUCCUCAUACACUCUAUCUAGCAGGAAACAUGCACGACUUCGAGAUUUUCAUUGAGUCUGGCUUUUAUUAUGCGAUAUCUCACGAUGGGAAGCUUAUCGAAACAAAUGAUGACGAGGCCAAGCUCGCAAGCGACUCUCCGUUGAUCAAUAGCCCAUUUGUCAAUAUCGACAGUCUAGUCACUACUAGCCACUACUAUGUUUUACUAAAAAAUGAGUCCUUACAAGUUCAGGAUAAGCUUCUUACACAGCCUUCGAAAAUUUUGCGUCACAAAUUUGAUCACCAUUUAAAGGGGAUCAGAAUUGAUCCGAUCUUUGGGACUAUUUGGAUGUACUCUGCCUCGUCUAUUCAUGAGUUAGUUUAUGAGAAUGAAAAUGCUUCAAUAUGGUAUGGAUACUAUAGUCUCGGAAGAUACGAUGACGCUCUUCGAUUAUUGGAACUGAGCUCUGACAAUCUUGAGACAAGUUACUACGCUGGUAUCGUCAAAGCAAAGAAAGGGUACGAAUCACUUCAGAGAGGAGGCUUCGGGUCACAGUUAUCCCUGGAAAAAGACUCUUCAGUCUUUCUAGACUUGCAGUACGAUGGCGUCAAGCUUCUCGCCAAACUGGGCGAGUCUUUUGAAAAGGUGUCAUUGAUGCUUCUUAAAUCCCAUCAUCAGCUAAGUGCGAAUAUAUGGAACCUUGAGCUUUUGAUAGCAUAUUUAAGCGAGAAAUUGAAGCGUGCCAUUCGAGAAAAACUGUCAGUCAAAAUUACGAUAAUCGCUUCGUGGGUAAUCUUUCUCUAUGCCAGGGCUGCCAUUCCUCGGGAAAAUGGCGGUGAAGGUGGUCGAUCUUUUCACGCUGAAAGUAGUGUUGGAAAGUUGCUUACAUUCAUUACCAGUUAUCAUGGAUAUUUAGAUGCACCAACCGUUUACGAAAUACUUUCUAAAAUGCAUUUUCAUAAAGCGAUGUUGCACUUUGCAACCCUUCGCGGCGAUUAUACUUAUGUGGUCGAAUACCACAUCGAGCGACAGGCCUGGGCGGAGGCAAACAAUGCGCUACUAGAAGCCAUCAAAUUCGAGUGCACUCUCGGAAAAAGUCUUGUUUACGAAACGUCUACAAUAUUACUACAGCGUUGCCCUCAACUUUGCGUUGAAACGUGGCUAAAGAUCAAGGAUCUCGAAUUUCAGAAGCUUCUUCCUGCGAUUGUAACAUACAACAAGAGAUUUGGCAAUCUGCCGGUGUCAGAAAAUGCCGCCUUAUAUUACAUGUCCAUAUUGAUUCACGAGAAGAGUUCGCGUGAUGCAUCAGUACUCAAUACAUACCUUUCAAUGUUAAUGCGACAUCCAGAUGGUGACAAUCUGAUGUCUACAAAGCCAUUAACGAAGGUGUUGAACCAUAUUCACGAAACAAAAGGAAAUGACGACUUGACAUAUGAUACAAAGAUGAUUCUAAGACUUGCUCUAGAUCACAAAAAGCUUUGGCCUGCAGUCAUGAUUAUGAUUCAUGAGAUGCGAUUGUAUGAAAGUUCUCUCAAGUUAGCGAUUGAUAACAAUGAUCUCAGUCUUGCGGAGUUUGUUUUACAGGCUUUUGAGGAUUCUUUACUCCAGGAUAAUGGUCGCAGUCUUGAGCAAACGACAGUAGUUAGAAGCCUCGACGGGGAUGACUCUACGAUUGAUCUCUCCGAAGAAUCACAUCAUUUAAGGAAGAGACUUUGGAUAUUAUUUGCCAAGUUUCUUUUGACAAGCCCCAGCGAGGCGUUCAAAUUAUCAUCCAACACCAUCUUUCAGCAGCAAAUUGACGCUUCAACAAUAUCCAUGAAAGAGAUUAUGCGGUACAUCUUAAGUCUUGCAAAAAAAAUCACUCACAUGAGGAGUCCUAUAGACGUCAAAUCGUUAUUGCAACUACUUCCUGAAUCUGUCGAGAUAUCUGAGCUUCGAGAAAUUGUGGUUAACUCAAUUGACAGCUACAAUGACAAUAUAAGUCUGCUUACGUUGGAAAUGAAAGAGCUGGCUCGAAUUUCCACCAAACUCAGAAAGCAAAUAGUGUCACAUCACGAAACAUCUCAUAAGGGCAACAUUGCAGUGUUAGUUGAGGCGGGAGAGGCAUGUUCUCUAUGCCACAGAUUGCUUCUCGAGAAGAGCAUUGUGGUCUUUCCGAAUUGUCAACAUGCAUUUCACAGAGACUGUGUCGCACGUUUCCACUUAAGACAACGGGGAGAGUACAAGUUCAGAGAGAUCUUGAAGAGAUUGCGGCAGUACAACCUUACGAGUGACAGAAAUGAGUUGGAUUCGAUAUUUAUUCGUCAAUGUGUUCUAUGUCAUGAUGCCAAUCUAGGGCUGAUCGACGAAGAAAUAAUUGAUCGUGACAACGACAGGGCCCAAUUAAACGAAUGGAGUCUUUGA
Molecule: messenger RNA, 3006 nt
Organism: Candidozyma auris
Lineage: Eukaryota; Fungi; Ascomycota; Pichiomycetes; Serinales; Metschnikowiaceae
Product: tethering complex subunit PEP3
Exons: 1
Coding region: 1-3006 (1001 amino acids)
Biological process (GO): organelle fusion; endosome organization; vacuole organization
Cellular component (GO): HOPS complex; endosome
Molecular function (GO): protein-macromolecule adaptor activity
Source: RefSeq, a predicted model, not a curated record